Molecule: messenger RNA, 1704 nt
Organism: Dermacentor andersoni
Lineage: Eukaryota; Metazoa; Arthropoda; Arachnida; Ixodida; Ixodidae
Source: RefSeq, a predicted model, not a curated record
GCCGAAAUGAAAUGAAACGCAACAAAUUAUUGCGAAUGAUUUGUGGACGAGCCCCGUCAGCCAUUUUGCCGCCCAUUUGCCACCGCGACCUUGCAUCUUCUUGUCUCUUGUUGUCCUUGAAAAAAAAGGUGUCCGUGGCCAGCAAGUGCAGGUGCAGAGAAGGCAACGCAAGUGAGUCGGAAGACGACGAGGAUUACGAUUACUACGAUGACGACAGUUUGUACGACAUCGUCCGGUUCUCAGAACCCGAUGAAGAGACGACCGAGCCAACAGAAACCGACACGAAAGUGACUACGCCAGACGUCACCACCAGCCGUGGCCUUGAUCAUGAAACUGCCACGCCAAAAAGCCGCAUCAGAAAAAGAAGUGUCAUGCUCGGAGAUGGAACACGUUGCGUGGCCGAGAUAAACAACAGAGAAGCAGCUGUAAUCACUGGAGAGUGCAGCGAAGGAAGUUGCUGGAAAGUUAACCCCAUUUCUUACAAGCUGCCAAAUGCACGACCAACCGUGGUUGACCCUUACGAGCGCCUCUGCAAGGUGAACAAGACUCAAAUGAACAGAAUGCUUAAAGUCGUUCUUGGAUGUAUCGCGAGCUGUCACGAGCCGAAAAAUGACACCUGGAAGGAAACGAGGCUGGACGAUGGAAGGUUAUGCGCGCUCCCGCAGCAAAACGGCCAGAACGAGUACUUGAACAGAACUGGAGUUUGCCGCAACGGAUCCUGCGUCACCGCAAAUGUUGCACCCUGGACUCAUCCGAAUGGUUGUAAAGACGAAUCUACGAGGAUAAAUGGCAAAGUCCUGGCGGUAAGAUGCACCGACUUCUGCAAAAACAACACGAAGGAAAGGCUAGAUGAUGGAACUCCGUGUUUGCUUCAAUAUACACGGAAGAUCAAGGUCCCUACUGUGUCUCAGACAAUUGUGGAAGGAAUUUGCAAGAACGGGGAGUGUAUCAUAACGCCCCCCACUCCUACCAUGAUGGUAGUGAACGUUCCUGAAGAAAGUUGCACCCAUUUACUUUCGUCCGUCAGUUAUAUGGAAACAGUCGAGUCAGUGUGCUUCAAAGUCUGUUCGUCUCCGGAACGCAGAGUGAGGAACGUGGAGAAAGGGAGUUACUGUGCUCUGAAGACAGAAGGAAAAUGGUGGCCGAAAGUGACAGAAGUGGGCGAGUGCAUCGGCGGCGCAUGCAUGACUAAAUCUCCGGAUAAACCGCCGCCCCAUGAAGAGCGGGAUACACGUUCACAUAGUUGCAGAAAAUGGGAUUACGUGACAGUCAUAACCUCUAAGCUCAUCGUAGCCGAGUCCUGUCAAGUGGAGUGCGCUGAUGGCGUGUUCGAAAACCGCGUCGAUGGAGUCAAGUGCUUGCUGGAAUACAGCCUUAAAAAGGAAGGAAAAGGCUCACAAGGUUGGUACAAGACAGGCGUGUGCAAAGGGGGGUUCUGUGUCACUGAGAAGCACUCGCACACCAUAAAGACCGAUGACUGAGAGGUGCACAAGCAUGCUUUGGCAUACAUGUGAACGCAAGAAAAUGAACUCGGGAACUAGUGGCACCUAGCAAGCAUUUCAAUAGACCCACCUGUGCGGAUAAGUAUGUUCAAGAAAGAACAGGAAUCAAUUGCACGAAGACAAAAUACUGUGAAGACGCAACGCAAACGUUUGAAUCUAUUUGAACCGAAGCUUCAGUGAAGAGGUUCAUUAAAUGCUGAAC